UGUUUUGGAGUCGAUCGGGGUUACGUUUGGUGUGCCAAAAAUGUCAAGCAGAAGAGCAUUGCAUUUUGUUUUUAAAAUAGGGAAUAGACACGAGAGUGCAAAAUUCUAUCGGUCCAUUCUUGGUAUGAAGACUUUACGACAUGAAGAGUUUGAAGAAGGAUGCAAGGCAACAUGCAACGGUCCUUAUGAUGGCAAAUGGAGCAAAACUAUGAUAGGAUAUGGAUCAGAAGAUGAUCAUUUUGUACUUGAACUGACCUAUAACUAUACAGUUAAAGAAUACAAGAGAGGGAAUGACUUUCAGUCCAUUACAAUCUUCUCCAAAAAUGCUGUUGCCAAUGCUAAAAAGUUUGGUUAUCCAAUGACUGAUAAAGGAGAUGGUCAAUACCUGAUCCAGGCUCCUGAUGGAUACCCGUUUGUCCUGUUUGACAAGGAUUCUGGAGAUCCAGUUCAAAAGGUCGCUUUAGGAGUAUCUAAUCUAAAGAAUUCACUGGACUAUUGGCAUAAACUUCUUGGUAUGACUAUUGUAAACCAGGAAGACAACAGUGCAACAUUGUGCUAUGAUACCAAUAAAGUCAAGCUAGAGCUUGUCCAGGUUGAUGGUAAAGUAGACCGUGGUACAGCGUUUGGAAGGAUUGCUUUUUCUUGCCCUAAGAUUGAACAAGAAGGGAUUCAGAGCUCUGUUCAAAAUGCUGGACAUACAAUCCUUACUCCUCUUGUCACUUUGGAUACUCCUGGAAAAGCUACUGUUAGAGUUGUUAUACUAUCUGAUCCUGAUGGACAUGAAAUCUGCUUUGUUGAGGAUGAAGGUUUUAGGGAGCUGUCCCAGUUUGAUCCACAAGGUGACAAGCUUUUGGAUGAGGGUCUGGAAAAAGAUAAAAGCGAAGAAUGGUUCGCAAAGAAAAAAGCAAAAAAGAAUUAAAGAAGUGCUAACUACUGCUGAAAUAAUUAGCAUGAACAAAAAUUUGUAAACAUUUAUAGGUAUUAGAAUAAUAAUUGUGAAGUAGAAA
Molecule: messenger RNA, 1007 nt
Organism: Exaiptasia diaphana
Lineage: Eukaryota; Metazoa; Cnidaria; Anthozoa; Actiniaria; Aiptasiidae
Product: glyoxalase domain-containing protein 4
Exons: 7
Coding region: 41-919 (292 amino acids)
Source: RefSeq, a predicted model, not a curated record